Molecule: messenger RNA, 3307 nt
Organism: Electrophorus electricus (electric eel)
Lineage: Eukaryota; Metazoa; Chordata; Actinopteri; Gymnotiformes; Gymnotidae
Gene: stbd1
Product: starch binding domain 1
Cellular component (GO): membrane
Molecular function (GO): starch binding
Source: RefSeq, a predicted model, not a curated record
CUGAUCGCGGGGAGUGUUUUUAUCUGUGCCGCAACAAGAGGUCACAUUUCGAACGCUUGGCGUAGAAUGUAGUGACCACCGACAUCAAAAGAGCUAUCGCAACAAUGUCCGCGAAAAACAGGAUACCCGUCGCGUUGGACCGGAGCAGUAUGAAUUCACUUUUCGGUUUGGCCGGGGGAUAUGGAACCGUGGUCACCGUGGGGAUUAUUGCUGUGCUGUCGGUGUGUGCUGCGUUUUUCAUUUACCGAUCCUUCAAAGGAAAGAGAAGAAAAGGCUGCGGGAAAAAAGUAAAUGAAUCGAGGGAAACGGAGGGGAAGAGUCCGCUGUGGGGAAAGGGGCGAGACGAUGACCCGACAAUCGAGUCAACAGAAGGAAGUGAUGACGGAGCCUCUGAGGACUUUGAAACGGACUCUGGCGAAGCAGUAACCCUGUCCACGGCAAACAUGCAAAUGCCUUCUGACCUUUUAGUGGAGGACCUUGGAGAAACCACCCAAAAUGACCAGACCGCACCCACCGAGGACCAUCCGGCGAUCUUGAUAUCUGACCUGAGUCGUCAGCAUAGCGAGGGUCACGUGAAGCGUGACGGUGGGGCUGGUAUUUGCGACGAUCCCGAGAACAUUAAGGUGCAGCCUGAUUUGUGCGAAGAUCAUCGUGAAGGCAGUAAACCCCCAGAGGACGAGCUCGAGGUCCGUCUGAAGGAGAAUGUGUUUAACGGCGAGGACGAGAGCGAUGAGGCGGAGACCCAUGGAGACGCCGAUGAGCCGUCUGAAACGGAGAGCGCCCAGGAGACGAUGGAUGCCAAAAAUGUCCCUGUUGACAAGUCCCAGUUGGAAGAGGAUCUGCUGGACGGCACUCUCUUGACACCAGAAGCUGUGAACAAGCUUGCUGAGGAAGAGGUUACAGUGGCGUCUGCGCUGAAUGUUUCUCCGGACCAAAACAACUGUUUGGAGGUCAACUGUAAAACUAAAGAGAAGGAAGACUUGGAGGCUCCGAACAAAGGGUUGGAGAAAGGAUCCGACUGCCGUUUUUCCCGGGAACCUGAGGCUGGCUGCUGCGCCCGUGAUGAACGGUCCAACCUGCCUAGCAGUAGCUUGGUGUCGGAGAAGCGAGAUGAUACGGAGGUUCAGGUAAAAGGCUACCGAGGCUUUAGUGACAGUUUUGGCAGCUUUGGGCCAACGCUGAGCAGCACUGGAGGGAAUUUGGCCUCCCCGAGCGUCGGGUACGAGCACCUGCUUGCCAGUCCGCUGCAGGGUUACCUGGGCUUUGCCACACCCUGCCCGGUGGGCGUGACCACGGCGAAUGUGGGCAGGGAGAGGGCAGCGGUCAGGGGGAGCUGCAGUGUGGGCACACCAGUGGAGGCGAGCCGUGACAAGAACGAGAUCAAUAUCAUGGAGGCCAUUAUGGACAGCAAUGAGUGGCUAAGCACUGGACCCGAGACCAGAGACCUGUCCUGGCCAGCUCAGACUCAGAGUAACGCCGGCCACGGCAUUAAGACCAACGCGUCUUCAGUAACAUCAACCGCAAGUAAUACCGUUUCCGCGCCCACCACAGACGUAGCUUUGCUUAAUCGAGCCACGACUAGCAAAAGUAACGAGGAAGAGGACCAGUCACACGAAGAGAAGAUGGUCACACCAGAGCAAGCCAUGGUGGGCGUCGUCGACGACGACGACGAUGAUUUUCCCAAUAAGAGAGUUGCGGCAGUGUCUCCGAUGCCCCAGCUGGUGCGGGUGAGCUUCAGGGUGCACUACAUCACGCGGUUCCAAAACCAGCUCCUGGCUGUGACGGGGAGUCUUCGUGAGCUCGGGGAAUGGGACAGCUUCGUUCCUCUCCAGAGAGGAGAGGGUGGCUUCUGGGCCGGCACCGUUGCCCUUCCCGCGGAGAGCCACGCCGAGUGGAAGUUCAUCCUGGUGGAGGACGGGAAGAUCCGACGCUGGGAGGAGUGCGCAAACCGCCAUCUUCUGGUGACCGGUCAGGAAGGGGAGGAGAUUCACCUUGAUAAAAGCUGGGGGUGCAUGUAAGGGGAAAAAACCACCACCAACAACAACAACAACAACAAACCGACUGUUUCUAUAGCAAUAACAAUAAUUGCAGGUGCGUUAUUCUAAGCAAAUGUUAACAUAAUCAUUGACUAUUAGGCUAAUGUGUUAUCCAAAUGAAGCAUGAGGCUGCGGUACUGUUAUUGUAGCAAUAAUCUAACAUAUUUACAAAUAUGCACAUUUUAACCUCAAUCAGUGAUUUGCUUGUCUGUCGAUUUGUUUCUGGUCAUGUUAAAAGCAUCUGUCCUGUUUUGAAACUUUGGCUCUUUAACCAGCAAUAACAGUAUUUAGACAUUUAACAGGAAAUGGCUUGUCCUGCCCAACUCAGAGAAAUGGUUUAUUUUUAAAGUGACUUGGGUGUAAUAGUAUUUAUGCAAUACCAUUUUGCUAUAUAUAGAUAUUUAUGUAAAUAUGAGAAUAUUUUGUAUGUAGGCUGAUCAGACAUCUAUAUACCUACCGAAGCAGCAUCUGGCUAUUAAACGCGCUAAUCUGUAUUUGCACAAAACUGCUCAGUGUUCAAGCCAGAGCUUUUCCUCGUUGUUGCCACAUUGUGAAUGAGUCACUUUUGCAUGCAAGUGUUGAUGCUUACGUAAUCGGGGAAAGCGGCUCCCUCGGUGUCGGGGCAACAGGUUCAACGGGUGGUGGCUUUUCUGUAGUCUGGCACCUCACUCGGAUGGGCAGCCACCUGCUCCGCGCUAGUCUGAGACCAGUUUAUUCAUCCGCCGACCCAGAUCCCAGCCUAUGAGGGACUUUCACAAAGGAGGAUUUUUCCGUCAGGUCCAAUAGCCGUGUGUUCCUUUUCCUGUUGGCCCACGUGGGCUUCCUGCCUUGAGGUGUGUGACGAGCAUCUUUGUUAGCUGACGAAAUGUGUCUGAUGGAAUGGAAGAACAGGAAAGUGGUCUCAAAGUACAAAAUGCAACAUGAAUAUUUUAUGAUUUUUGUCCUACAGCCAGGCAGAAAUGUGUGCAUUAAUGAUAUGAAAAUGUGAAAGAUACAUUUACUGAUGGCUUUCAGAACCAUGGCUCAUUAAUAUUAAUGCAUUUACCACCACAAUUUUGCCUUACAAAACAAUGUUCUGCUUUUUUCUUUUUUUUUUUUUCCUUUUUCUUUUUUUAACUGUACAUAUAUAUGUUUGUGUCCUAAAGUCAUGUUUUAUAUUUGGUUUAAAUCACAAAUUGUACCACUUGUGGGUGUGUAGCUUAUGGUUAUUAAUAUUUUCCUGUAGUAUCAGUGGAAGUGAGUGGAUCUAAUAAAAGUCAUUUUAAGGCAAA